This is a messenger RNA of Camelina sativa (false flax), 984 nucleotides long. RefSeq names its product SNF1-related protein kinase regulatory subunit beta-3. NCBI's taxonomy places the organism in Eukaryota, Viridiplantae, Streptophyta, Magnoliopsida, Brassicales, Brassicaceae. The record is from RefSeq and is a predicted model, not a curated record. Gene Ontology annotation, molecular function: protein binding.
AGAAAAUGUUUUCUUAGGGAUAGCAAAGAUUUAUUUACGCCAAUAAGCAAAAAAAAAACAAAAGCUGAUGCUUGUCGCACUUGUGUUCGUUGAGAGUCUUAGGCAUCAGGACGAACCCAAAUCUUCUUCUUCUUCUCGGAGCUGUAUAUAACAAUUCAAUCAUUUGAGCUAAUCUAAUAUCUUAGAUUUAAGUACGAAAACAGAGUAUUGUUUUAAGGAUUUUUAUAAAACUUCCAUUGCAAAUUGAAAGGACUUAGCUUCCAAAAGGAUUUUGUUUCAGGCAGUAAGUGGCAAUCUUUUUCAAGAUGAACAGCCAAAAUCCUGAUGAUCAUGAGGACACAACGGUUGUGGGAUUUGAGGUACCUCUAUCACCGGUUUCAAGUUACAACAAUGUGUAUUCUGCAGCAGAAGAUGAGACAAGAGAUCCUCCAGCUGUACCGCCACAUCUUCAACACUCUCAGUUAGGCAAUCCAGGUAGCAUGGAACUGGCUUCUGCGCCACAGAAUGUCAUCCUGAACCAUCUCUAUAUCGAAAACCGAAACUCCCCAAGAUCUGUUGUAGCACUUGGUUUCUCGCAUCGGUUCAGAUCUAAGUUUGUCACUGUGGUGAUUUACAAGCCAGUCCAAAGAAGAGGGAACGCCAGUGUUUGAAUGAUGAUAUGAUGAAUGCCUCCUUUGAAAUAGUGUUGGGAUCUUUUGCUGCUUUGUGGGUUUUUUAAUUUGGUCUACAAAACUAGCUGGUCUAGACUAAAUUUUCAUAUUCUCUUAACCGAUUCGGUUUAGACGGUUUCUAGGUUAUUUGAUUGAAAUCAUCUUGGUUCGAAGUUGAUACUGCAUUUUUUAGGGCCAAAAAAAGCUGAUGGACUUGGGCAUUGUAUGUUUGUAAUAACUCCCUUAGAUUGGGUUGGUCAACUGAGGUCAUGUAUCUCUUAUUGAAGCUGUGUAGUAUUCAGUUAGUGUUUACUCAUAUAUAAAUGUUCCAUAA